AUGCGCGUGGAACGGUCGCGGGCGCGGAGAGUGAUCGGGAAGGAGGGACGGGUGAUCAAGGCGCUGCGGGCGGAGACGGGGGCGAGGGUCAAGGUGGCGCCGACGACGCGAGGGGCGGACGAGCGAGUCGUGCUCGUGGCGAGCGGGGAAGAGUUGAUGAUGGAUGACGGCGAUGGGUCGGAUGUGCCGGUGACGACGGCGGAGCGGGCGCUGUUUCGGAUAUUCGACACGGUGGCG
This is a messenger RNA of Ostreococcus tauri, 237 nucleotides long. RefSeq names its product K Homology domain, type 1. Gene Ontology annotation, molecular function: RNA binding. The annotation marks the transcript as partial. NCBI's taxonomy places the organism in Eukaryota, Viridiplantae, Chlorophyta, Mamiellophyceae, Mamiellales, Bathycoccaceae. The record is from RefSeq and is a predicted model, not a curated record. The transcript has a single exon.